AACAAUAGAACAACAUAACAAAAGACGUUCAAGUGGAGAUAUUGCAGCGCUUUUCCUACGUACACUACAUGCUGGUAUUGCGCAAUAGCUGGGGAAUCCCCGUAGACACUGUGCAGUGCAGUAUACGAAAUACCCGCUGUAUUAAGUGCUGUAUUAAAAUACUAUACUAAAUGCUGUAUCAAAUUUGCCUCUUGGGGUGUAUGUAAAGACGCCAUGACUGAUCUGAGUAUGAAUUCUUGGAAAGCAUUUGAGCAAGUUAGUGACGUACUUUAGAUUGACUUUGAAGAGUGCAGAAAGAAUAGCGGGUCAAUGGGUACUCCUCCACAACCAGGUUUCCGUGUCAUCCGGGGACCAGACUGGGUUUAUAAAAACCAAGAUGGCGGAAAGGGACAUGCAGGAACUAUUCUUUCACUCCAGGCUCAAUGUCAACCAAACUUUCCGAAGUUAUCUGUGCUGGUCCAAUGGGACAGUGGUGAUAAGGGUCUUUACCGGGUAGGUUACGACCUCGCCUUCGAUCUCAGGAUCAUUGACACAGCUAAUAAAGUUUGCCAUCCUAAGAUCUGGUGUGAUGGAUGUAAUGUUGAUGAGAUCAGAGGGAUACGAUGGAGAUGCACUGAAUGCUAUGCCAUUGACCUGUGUACAACCUGCUACAUGAAUGAUGAACAUGAUCUUAGUCAUGUCUUCAUGAGAGUGCUUUCCUCAGACAAUACAUCAAUGGGUCCUAAGAUGCUACCGAGGUCAUCUUCUCCUCGAAUAGCUCUCAGAGGGAUAUUUCCAGGGGCAAAGGUUGUCAGACAUCCCCAGUGGCUCAAGAGACAAGGAUCAGGUAAGGUGCUCGGGACAGUGGUUAAACGUGAACAGACAUCCGAGGAAAGAGUCAAUGUCCAAAUAGCGGUUGCGUUUUCAUCUUCACCAGAUUGGAUAGACAUCACUAAGAUCUUCUGCACACUGCCAGGCUCUGGCGGCCAGGUUUAUGACGGGCAUCUACCGAAUCUUGGAGAUCUGGAGGCUGUGAAUGAAGGAGACAACGUUCUGGUAACCGCGACCCCUGCAGAAUUGGAGACACUUCACAAACGCAGAGCCCUGUGGAAGCCUGAGAUCGCCAGCACAUAUCGAAAGAAGGGCUUUGUGAACAGAAUAACCCAUACUGGCGACUUCACUGUGACUUUCCAUGAUAGCCAAGAAACAUUCACCAUGAAUUCUGCAGCUCUAAGAAAGGUUCAUCGACUUUGUCUUGGUCAGCUUGUCAGAGUAAAUGAUGAUAUGGAGAUGGUCAAGAGAUUACAGUCUGGGCAUGGUGGAUGGACUUCAGCUAUGAAAAAGGCUCUUGGUGCUGUUGGGAGAGUGAUAGAGAUGGAUGGUUCCGAUAUCCAUGUUAAGCUGAUGGACAACAAAAAGUUCGUUUUCAGUUCUGCUAACCUGACACCAGAACGGAUUCGUGUUCCUAAACCGAAAGACUGGAACCCCAACAUCGAAGAAAUGUUUCGCGAAUGUAACCGCAUCAUGAUGGAUCCAGCAAUGAAGUUGAUUACAGCUUUAGCUCUUGGUGAUAUCAAAGAAGCGGAGCGCAUACUGGCUCGACAUUCGGAAUGGAUUAAUCACGAGCCUAUGCCUGGCGCUUCACCAUUAGGAUUCUUUGCAGGCCAAGGAGAUGUAAACGCGGUGAAGUUCCUCAUUGAGAGAGGAGCAUUGAUAGAGUCCAGUGACUUGAAAGGACAUACCGCACUUUUCCAUGCUACAAUGGCGAACAAUUUCGAAACAGUAGAGUACCUCCUACAGCAAGGAGCUGAUGUACACGCUAUUGACUGGGAAGGGAUAACAUGUCUCUCCGUGGCGUGUGCUAAGGGGUUCUUUCAAUGUGCACACUUUCUAUUGAUGCAUGGUGCAGACGUCAACCAGAAGGGCGAGAAUAAUGUUACACCUGCACUCUUGACAAUUCAAAGUGGAUCAAGAACCAUCGUAGACCUCAUAAUGGAUAGGAAGGAUGCUGAUCUGAAAGCGGUCACAAGUGGUGGUGUAUCAGUCAUGCAUGGUGCAGCAGCUGAAGACAAUACUCAUGCUAUGAAUAAAAUCUUAAACAAGGUUCCAAGACUGGUAGACGCACGUGAUGACACGGACAAGACUCCUUUAUCCUCAGCUGCUAUCAAGGGUUGCCAAAAUGCUGCAGAACUGUUAAUAAAAAAGGGACACUGCAAUGUGAAUGUAAUUGAAGGAGAAUUUGGAAUCAAUCCUCUCGGAGUAGCCAUUGCCCAUGGGAAUCUCCAUUUAGUUGAGGUCUUGGUAAAACACGGUACAAACCUCACCCUUCCAAAUUUUCGUGGGAAUACUACCCUGCAGAUUGCUCUGAAUUUUAUCCGGAACACACAAUCAGGACAAGAUAUGAAAGAAGAACCGUAUAUGGCCGAGAUGAAGAAGAAAUGGGGGCACCUUGGAAUCAAGACAAACUCAGAUGCUCUUCUAGCCUUUCUUGUUUCUCAUGGUAGUGAUCUGAACGCAACCAACAGCGCUGGAAUCUCUAUGAAAAUCCAGCUUGACUUGGAACAAGAUCCAAUCCUGCAACCUCUACUUGAUAUACAAGCUCAAAGAGGGAAAGACAUUGCAAGACAGCAGACAGCAGCUAACCGCCCUCUUCGUAACCUGCCUAAGAAAAACAAAGACACCGGAAGUGAUGCCAACCCUGUGUCAUCUUUUUUGAAGGAGAGUGCUGCAGCUAGACCAGCCGUAAAGAAAUCCAGUUCUGGAACAAUGGGAGCCUCAGUGAAGUUGACAGGGGAUUCGGCGCGCCCUGGGACGGGAAGAGUCCCGGAAAAGAAGGUGGCAGCGGUUUCUAGCAGUCAGCAGAAUUCCACAGGCGAGUUACACCACCUAAAAAAUGAACUUCAACGUAAAGACAAAGAGCUUGAAAUCCUUAGGUCACGUGUUCAAACACUGGAACACCUGGUCAAGAAGAAGAUCUACUUCGCUUGUGGUCAUGACGUCAUUAAAAGCAUUGCUGAUUUGAUCCCGGAAUGCCCUAAUUGUAGCGAGCCGAUUUCCUCAGUCGUAGACCUGAAAUAAUGAGGACGAUAAUGAUGACGGGGUUGACAAUGUCGAAUGUGAUGGCGAUGAUGAUUAUGAUGAUUGUCUGGAGCUAUUAGCGUAGUGUGAACACUCUUAAUUGCAGGGAUUUGAAUUAAAUCCAAGUGGACUGUAUUUACAAUCGAAUUCUGGAUUUAGAUUUAAACCUGAAAAAAAUAAUGAAUCUUGAAAGCUAUGAAUUCAAAUUCUUUGAGAUUUAAAAAUCAAUCUUUAGGAUUAAAACUUUAAGACUAAAACUACAGUCCUCUUGAAUUUAUUUUAAAUCCAUGCAAAUUAUGGUGAAAUAAUUCGCGUUUAGAUGGUAUAGUGCUUCCUUUUGAAUAGACUCAGGGGGAAGGGGCGACCACCUUAAUUCCCCUCAUGCGAUGUUACAAGAACGAAAAAUAACAGGAAUGAAAGGUGGGAAGGCAGAAAGAAUAAUAUUAGAAUAGAGGUUUUGUUACUUUAUAAUCCUCAAAAUUGAAAAGAAAAACACUUUAAAAGCCAGGCAAAAGCUUUGGAAAAACGUCAAUGUGAAUUAUAAUUGAGUGUCAUCUAAUAUGCUUAUCUUAAAGAAGUGUAGUAUCCAAUUAAUCUCUUUUAAACUGCUAAUCAGAUCUUAAAUGUCUAGCGCCGUCCCACCGCGAUGGUUUUUUUUUCUUUUAAAAAAGGCUUUUGAAACAAUUUUAUCUUAUACAAAUUUAAUGAUUGCAUGGAUAUCAGAAAUCUACGAACAAAAAUACAUACAGUAUUCGAAAAUUGUCAGCUCACCUAAUUCUCUAAAAUAUUUUUAUAUCGAAAAGAAAAGAAACACGUGAAUAUAUUUUAUUUUAUCACGUUCUAGAUCAAAAUUGAAUUUUAAUUGAAAUAUGUUCAUGUAUAAUUUUGUGGAACAUUUUCAUUCCAUAUCCUCCACUUCAUAAUUGUUUUAGGGCAUAAAAUUCUUGCAAUUUAGUAAUUUCAUUGAAUAGUGGCGCGUUUAAGUAUUUCCCAAUGGUAAAGACACAAAAACUUGUUUCUUGAAAAUUUCCCUGUAUAAACUACUAAAAUUAUUCUCAUUUUUCUCGCUCACACUUUCAUGACAGAACAUUAAAAUCCAAAACAAAGUGUGCUGCUUUAAGUCUUAAAUAGACUUGUCACAACAGACAUCGAUCAAGAAACACAGUUUGUUAUCUUAACUGCCGUAACAAAAAGUGAAAGAAAAUAUUUUAUAACUUACUCUCUUUUGAUACCCUUUUCCCUUAGCUUUUUCGUGCUCCUUAUUGUUUACACUUUAGAUAUUAAUAUUAAUUCACAUUGCUCAGACCGCAUUUAUAUCGCUGGUUUCUCACCGUUUUCAUUCACUACAGCAUCCAGUAGCUCCAUUAUGUAAGUUCUGCUCGGAAUCUAGCUCUCAAAAUAACUACAAUGACUGCAAUCUGAUGUGAUCUACCCCCCCCCCCCCCCCGUCUCUUUUAAAUGCGUAUUACCGGUUCGAUGUACAAUUACAAUGAAAAAAAAAGGUCUGGUGACACGGCAUAACCUUGUAUAACUUCACUAAACACGCGAUACCAGUGCCCUGAGAACGUUUUCUUUAAACAGGGGAUACUGGUUUAAAUUUGACAAGCAAAAAGAAAACAGUUUUCACAAAAAAUUAUGGUCAUUUUGGUCAAGAGAAAAAAAAAAAAAAAAAAAAUUUCGUUACAAAAUGAAGUUUAUUUUAAAUCAAAUUACUGCAAUUUAGCAAACCCCUGCUUCCCAGGGCGAUGUACUAUGGCUCCGAUUUAUUCUUGGCAUAUGUAGUGUUUUAACAUGUUUAACCACACUUCCCCUUCCGUAUUGUGUUGCCACAGUACUGUUCUUUACACGAUACCAAUAUUUUAGUAUUGGAAAAUGUCAUAAAAACUUUGAAUAAUGUCCGAAAUAAUUUCAGAAUAUUACCACAGGGGCCGUUAUAAACGCCCCCCUCCCACUUUUUCACAAACGUGUUAAUACGUAAAUUACCAUCUGAUUGUGAUGUUUGCUUGGUCAGGCCUUCCCCUUUUAAAAGCGUUCCGCCGGAUGAUUAACUUCAAAAGAUUGUCUUUGAAUGUGGAAAAAAUAAAAUACAUAAAAUGUGCGAUCUUUAUUUUCUAAUGCCAAAUUCAUUAUGGUCAAUGCUUAAUUCAUAUCUAAAUGUCUAGUAUCAUAAAUCAUUAACAUAAUGGACCCCAAAUAAACAAAGUCUUAUAUUUUUCUGUACAUCGUGCUAAAGCCGUUCGGAUUGAUUUAUUAGAUUGUGUUUUUAAUAUAAAUUAUGACGAAUAGACCUCUGACAUGAAGUUUGAAGUUUGAUUUUGCUUUAUUUUGUUUUAAGAUUCCAUGCAGCAUUCGGCGCGGAUAUUUUCUUCAGCACAGAAGCCCCUUCAAGGCUUUGACAACGAUGGUGCUGAUUGUUUGAAUCGACCUACAUGGAUAUUCAUUUUUGUUCACACCUUAGUAGAUUAUUUAUUUUCGGAUAAGUUUACAGAUUAUUUGUUUUGUAUUAUUUUGUACUUCUUGUUUUGAACAAAAUAUUGGCGAAUGCCAGUGACGUUCUAAUAAAUUCAAUU
Lytechinus pictus (painted urchin) is the source of this 5627-nucleotide messenger RNA. RefSeq names its product E3 ubiquitin-protein ligase MIB2-like. Bases 310 to 3057 code for a protein of 915 amino acids. The record is from RefSeq and is a predicted model, not a curated record. Gene Ontology annotation, molecular function: ubiquitin-protein transferase activity; protein binding; zinc ion binding. Lineage: Eukaryota; Metazoa; Echinodermata; Echinoidea; Temnopleuroida; Toxopneustidae. Gene Ontology annotation, biological process: protein ubiquitination. The transcript has 18 exons. Gene Ontology annotation, cellular component: cytoplasm.